Molecule: messenger RNA, 1813 nt
Organism: Myotis brandtii (Brandt's bat)
Lineage: Eukaryota; Metazoa; Chordata; Mammalia; Chiroptera; Vespertilionidae
Product: wiskott-Aldrich syndrome protein homolog 1
Exons: 4
Coding region: 324-1205 (293 amino acids)
Source: RefSeq, a predicted model, not a curated record
CAUCCCAGGGCAGGAGCAGCUGGAGCGAGAAGCGGCCGCGCUCUUCACUCACAUCGACACAGCCAUUGGGAAGCUCCGCGCCGGUGAGGAGGCCGCGUGUCCCAGGCCCAGGCCUCCCCAGAAGACCCACUUGUCGUGGGAGGGAGGUGUGCUGAGGGUGGGCACAGCCUCCGUCGGGGGCGUCCCUGUGGAGUCCAUGUUGGAGAAGCCGGGGAGGCAUCCCCAGUCGCGCUGCGAGGUGGACCUGCUCUGUGAGACGCAGGCGGCCUGCGCCCCUUCCCUCCCUCCGACGCCGCCCAGACAAACCUUCGCUCCUGAGCGAGAUGCACGUCCAGAAGCAGCUGUUCGCUGAGAGGCUGAGCAGGGCUUCCGAGGAGCUGAAGGAGCAGGGUGAGAGGGGCUCCCCGCCACGCCCAGCCCUUCGCCUGCCUCCAGCCCUGAGGCUGAGAGCAGAGUCCAGUCGCCCCCCCCCAUCCCUGCCCCCUACCCGGUGCCUGUCCACACCUCCCAGCGCCACUUCCUGCCCACACCCCACCCCUCCUGGCUCUGUCUGCCUCCCUGGCACCUCAGCUUCUCCACCAUCUCACCCUCGGGCAGCCUGCAACCGCUCCUGUGGUGAGUACUGGGGACCCGGCUGGGCCUGGGUGAGGGGCACCAGGCCCUCGCUAAGGCUCCUGCCCCGCCUCUCGCAGACCUGCCCUUCAAACUGGAGGUCAUCAACUGCGCCAACUGCAGAGCACACCUCCUCACCUGCAGAGACCCCACCCUCUGCCCAGGCUGGACCCAGCAGACUCUCCUGUGGGCUGGGAGCCUCUGCAUUACUCUGGCCCUGGCAGUCGUCGCUGGAGAUGGUACAUUUUCUGGCACAAGAAGCAGGCAGAAGAGGCUUCCAGGUUGAACGGAACCGUGUCCCCAAGGCCCCACUCUGGCCCUUCGCUCAGCCCUGCGCCCUCCCCACUGAUGCUGCAGGCCUCCAGCCUCGGCCAGGCUCUCCGGGACUAAACAGGACCUCUACAGCCCUGAGUGCACGCAGGCCCGGGGCCCUGAGAGCAGGUUGGCUCCUGGUGCCAAAGGAAAGCAGAUCUGAGUCCAGAACCUGGACUCCAUCCCUGGCUCAGAUUCUAAUGUUCUGGGUUCCCCUCUGCACCUCAGUGUCCCCAUCUGAACACAGGCGGAUGCCAUGCUUUCCCCAGGGUGUGUCCUGACCCUGGAGCCCUGGGGUCAUAUCUGCCAUCCCAACUUGCCUGUGCUGUGGACCCACAUUCAAUUCCCUUCCCCCACUGCAAGCCUUUGUAAUCCUGCUUCAGCGGAGCCCCGGUCCUAAACCCAGGCCUCUGGCCUCCUCAGGCCUGCCAGUGCCCGCCCUGUAGCGGGAAGCGGCUGGCUCUCACAGCACAUCCCACAGUAGGGCCACUCCUGGGGCUGGGGCGGAAGGGCUCCAGGCGACUGAAGUGAGAUGUGAACAAACCAUAAACGGCAACCUGGGCAGGGAACACCACGGGGACCUCCAGCUCACCCAGCCAGGGAUCCCAGAAGGCCUCCCUGAGGCAGCGUCUGCAAGUGGGAGAGACCGAGAGACGGAGGGCAGGAAGGGAGAAGUGUUUUAUGAAGGGCUCAGGCUUGCAGAGGCAUGGAAGCACGAGGGACAUUGAUGGGAUCAUGCAACUUCCCAAACCGUGGUGUGACCCAGGGGGAGGCCAGGUGAGGGCGGCGGCAGGUCAGGUCCACGGAGGCUCCCAAGCCCGUGCAGGCCCAAAGGGAGCCGGACCGGAGAGGCAGUGGGAGGUUUUGCGGAGACAGCCCUGAUCCAGGA